Molecule: messenger RNA, 837 nt
Organism: Heterobilharzia americana
Lineage: Eukaryota; Metazoa; Platyhelminthes; Trematoda; Strigeidida; Schistosomatidae
Source: the annotation of a GenBank genome assembly
AUGGCACUUCCCUCAGUGUUAAUUGGAGCUGUUGGUGUUAGCACAAAUUGGACAAUGACCGAAUACAAUACAACACUAGCUCAACCAGAUACACCAGAAGAAAUGAAAUUAAUUCUACCAUUAGUACUACGUUACCUGUGCCCAACAUGGGUAUCAUUUAUUGGUUUAGGUGCAGUAUCAGCUGCUGUUAUGUCAUCAGCUGAUUCAUCAGUCCUAUCAGCUGCAUCUAUGUUUGCUAGAAAUGUUGUAAAAGCGAUAUUUUGGCAAACAGCCAGUGAAAAACAAGUUAUAUGGAUAAUGCGUGUUAGUAUAUUUGUGAUUGGUGCAUUCGCUUGUUGGUUAGGUAUUGCCAUCCAAUCAAUUUAUGGCUUAUGGUAUUUAUGCUCAGAUUUAGUCUAUGUUAUUCUAUUUCCACAACUUAUAUGUGUGCUGUACGUUGCAUUUUCGAAUACAUACGGAUCAUUAGCAAGUUAUAUAGUCGGUUUAUUUGUUCGAUUGACGAGUGGAGAAAGUGUACUAGGACUGAGACCAUUAUUUAUAUAUCCUUAUUUUGUUGAUGAUUCAAUCAACUUUUAUCAACGUUUCCCGUGUAAAACAUUUGCAAUGUUAUUGACCUUAUCAGUGACUAUCUGUGUAUCAUUCAUCACAGAUAAAUAUUUUCGUGGGAAUUCACAAAGAUUAAAGCAUGAUAUAUUUCACUGUUAUAAAGAACGUACAUCGAAGUCAGGUUCAAUACGUAUUGGAAAUCGUUAUAAUCGACCAUCAAUAAGAACUACGCGUUUACUGCGUGUAGGUGAAAAAUUGAAGUUCCUAAUGAUAAAGAAACAUAUUCAUUAA